AUUAACCCCCAAGCAAAACUAGUAUUUAUUUUCAGCCUACUACUGGGAACAACCAUUACAAUAUCAAGCAACCACUGAAUUAUAGCCUGAACAGGCCUUGAAAUCAACACACUUGCCAUCCUGCCUCUGAUCUCAAAAUCUCACCACCCCCGAGCUAUUGAAGCUGCCACUAAGUACUUCCUAGUACAAGCAGCCGCUUCCGCUCUAGUCCUAUUCUCCAGUAUGACUAACGCAUGACACACUGGACAGUGGGACAUUACUCAACUCACACACCCAGUCUCAUGUUUAAUCCUAACUUCAGCAAUUGCAAUAAAACUAGGACUGGUACCAUUCCAUUUCUGAUUCCCAGAAGUACUUCAAGGCUCUCCUCUCACCACAGGACUCCUGCUAUCUACCGCCAUAAAACUUCCACCAAUCACACUACUCUAUAUAACUUCACCCUCCCUAAACACUACCCUCCUGACUACCAUAGCUAUCCUUUCAACAGCUCUAGGAGGGUGAAUGGGCCUCAACCAAACACAAAUCCGAAAAAUUCUAGCCUUCUCCUCCAUCUCCCACCUAGGCUGAAUAACAAUCAUUAUUGUCUACAACCCAAAACUCACUUUACUCAACUUCUACCUAUACAGCCUAAUAACUGCAACAGUAUUCCUCGCCCUAAACUCAAUCAAAGUCCUAAAACUAUCCACCCUAAUAACUGCAUGAACCAAAGUGCCCUCAUUAAACGCAAUACUGCUUCUAACCCUACUCUCACUUGCAGGACUCCCCCCACUAACAGGAUUCCUACCCAAGUGACUCAUUAUUCAAGAGCUAACUAAGCAAGACAUAGCUCCAGCAGCGACAAUCCUCUCCCUCCUCUCCUUACUAGGACUGUUCUUCUAUUUACGCCUAGCAUACUGCACAACAAUCACACUCCCCCCACACACCACAAAUCACAUGAAACUGUGGCACACUAAUAAACCAACUAACAUCCUAGUCGCUAUCUUGGCUACUAUGUCUAUUAUCCUUCUCCCCAUCUCCCCCAUGAUCCUCACUAUUAUUUA
This is a messenger RNA of Pyrgilauda ruficollis (rufous-necked snowfinch), 1040 nucleotides long. The record is from the annotation of a RefSeq genome assembly. NCBI's taxonomy places the organism in Eukaryota, Metazoa, Chordata, Aves, Passeriformes, Passeridae.